This is a messenger RNA of Prorocentrum cordatum, 2189 nucleotides long. NCBI's taxonomy places the organism in Eukaryota, Dinophyceae, Prorocentrales, Prorocentraceae. The record is from the annotation of a GenBank genome assembly.
CUUCCUCCUCCUCCUCCUCCUCUUCCUCCUCCUCCCCAUCCUCAUCCUCAUCCUCAUCCUCCUCCUCGCUCCCCUCCCCUCGUCCGCCUCGUCCUCCUCCUCACUACAGCCCUUCGGGCUCGAGCAGUUUUGCCCCCGCGGCCGCGGCCGCCGCCCUGGCCUGCCCGGAGGCUGCUUGCGGUGGCGGGAUGGCCGAGGGGAGGGAGAAGGAGAAGGAGGACUUCUUCGCAGAGCUGCGGGAUGGCGACUUCACGCCGCAGGAGAUGGCCGCGAGAGACGCACUCCUCGAUCUCCUCAGCUGGAAGCCUGGGGUCUUCCCGCUCAUGGAGUGGAUCGACAGACGGCUCGGCAGCGAUCUGGUGACCAGCAUCGGGGACAGCGGCCUGGGCGAGAUAUCGCUGCAGGAGGACCUGGACGCCGUCGACGGCGAGCCGGUGGACCCCGCGGUCUUCUACGCUGGCCUGCCAGACGGGUCAUUCUCUCUGGAGGAGGAGGCGCUGCGGGACGCGAUCUUCGAGUUUCUGGCCUCGUGGAGGUCCCAGACCCUGGCCCACCUGGGAGACCUGGAGAAGGACAAGGGCGUGCUGGCGUGCAAGAAGGCCCUGCUGCCCCGCGGGGUGCCCCUCGGCGACUGGAUCGAGAAGCGCAUCGGCGGAGAGGUGGAGCUGCAGCAGGAGGCGAGCUCGCGGCCGCCCGUCAUCGUCCUGACGCCGGUGGCCAAGCCGAUCGUGGCCGCCAAGUACAACAGGAUCACGGGCAGCGACGCCGGGCCGCCUCCGCUACCACCUCCCCCGGCAUGGCCGCUGCCCCCGCUGGCGGCACCAGGGCUGGCCCCACCGCCGCCCCCGCCGCUCGCGCCCCCGGCGGGCUACGGCGGCAAGGGCGGCGGCAGGAGGGAGGCCAACCGGUGGGAGGGGAUGUCGAAGGACGCCUUCUUCGCCUCGCUGCCGGCCAGGGAGCUCCUGGCCGAGGAGCGUGCCCUGCGGGGGGAGAUCCUCAGGUGGCUGGAGCAGUGGCCGAAGCGGCGCGGCAACGCCGGCAAGGUCAUGAAGCUGUCGGACUGCGGCCAGGACGUCGACGUGCACCGGGUGAGGCAGGCGCUGCUGCCGUCCUCGGUGCAGCUGCGCGAGUGGAUCGAGCGGCGGAUCGGUGGGGAGGUCGAGCUGUCAAAAGACGAGCAGGGCUGGUUCCUGAUCUGCCUGCGGGGGCCGCCGCCGGGCGGCGCUGCCAACGCUGCUGCGGCGGAGGCGUUCUUCUCCGGGCUGCCACGGGGCGAGCUGAACGAGCAGGAGCAGAUCCUCCGGCAGUCGGUGCUCUUCUACCUCGAGCUGCACUCGGGGGACGAGCCAGGGCCUCUGCUGUCGGAGGCAGGCCAGGACCCAGCGGUGAUGGUCGCGCGGGAAGGGUUCCUCCCCGAGGAGGUCACGUUGCGAACAUGGCUGGAGCGGCGCCUUGCCAGCGACGUGCAGAUGGUGCAGGACCAGAAGAGCGGCGUCUGGCUGAUCCAGCCCGCUGGCUGGGUGCCGCCGCCAGCACCGCUCAAGGCGGACGGGCCUCCUCCGACAAAGGAGGAGUUCUUCAGCAGCUUGCCUGCAGAUAGUUUCCUGGACGCUGAGGAGGACCUGAGAGAAGGCAUCCUGACGUUCCUCGAGAGCUGGAAGGAGAGCAUGUCCCCGACGCUCGCGAGCGUCGGGAAGGACAUCACGGUGCGGAACAGCAGGGCCAAGGUGAUGCCAAAGGGCACGCCGGUGACCCUGAAGGAGUGGCUGGAGCGGAGGAUGGGCGGGGAGAUCGAGCUGGCGUCCGACUUCUCCGGCCAGCUGCGCUUCGGCUUCCGCGGGGAGCUGAGGCUGCCCGCCGCUGCCGGGGGCAAGAGGAAGCGGGCGAGCCGGAGCCCCGGGGCCCGCCGAGAAAGGGCGCCCGCGCGGCCGCGUGAGCCGAGGGGGCCCCCGCCCCGCCCGCGGCCGAGGGCUGUGUGUGCGGAGGGCGCCCGCCCCCGGAGCGGCCCUGGGGCCCCGUCGGGGGGGCGUGCCGCUCUCCUCCCGCACUCGCGUCCCCAUCUGUUCCAGGGCAAGGGAAAACCGAAGAGCUCGAACAGGGGAUCGGCUACAGAGUCGAUUCGAGUGCCCCAAAAUGGGUUUCCCCUCGAGGCUACGACGCACACGUAGAAUGCUCGCUCCGUAGAUCUA